GCAGGCUUCCCGAGGAGGAGGAGGCGGUGGCUGUUGCCUUUCCUCCGCUAUGGAGGAUAGCCUGGCCCGCGCCUUCGGGGGCCUGAGCCUCCGUCAACCCCCCGCGCAAGGAAAGGGCCCCCCUCGCAGGAGGCGCCGCUUCAGCAAAAGCCUCUACUUGCUGCGAGGCCUGCCCGGCUCCGGGAAAAGUACUCUGGCCAGGCAACUGAAACGUGAAUUUCCCAGUGCAGUUGUUCUGAGUACUGAUGACUACUUCUCUGCAGAGGAUGGCACAUAUGUGUUUGACCCUGAUGCUCUAGAAGAUGCACAUAGAUGGAACCAAAAGAGAGCACGUAAAGCCAUGAAGAAUGGGAAAUCCCCAGUUAUUAUUGAUAAUACCAACGUCCGCGCUUGGGAAAUGAAGCCAUAUGUGAUAAUGGCACUUGAACACAGCUAUGAAGUUCUUUUUCGAGAGCCAGAUACACACUGGAAAUUCAAUGUUCGGGAACUAACCAGACGGAAUGGCCAUGGUGUUCCACGAGAGACAAUACAGAGGAUGAAGGAGCAAUAUGAGCAUGAUGUUACCUUUCAUGAUGUGCUUCAUUCAGAAGAACCAGCCAGACAUUUCAGUAGAUCCUAUGGAGUUUAUGAUACUGGUUGCUCCCAUGUGAACUCAACAUUCCCCAACAGAAGAGCUAACAGCAACUCCAGAAAUGAAAGAUCAUUUAGUAGGAGAAAUGAUUUCUACCCGGUAUUUUAGAGUUUUUAAUCAAGUUGUAUAAAAUUUUGUUUUAUACCGUCAGGAAUUCUGUACUUAAAAUAUUUGUAUUUUUCUAUUGGGCUAGAUUUAGUUCUUAAAUCUCCAUAUAUUCUUU
Molecule: messenger RNA, 854 nt
Organism: Lacerta agilis (Sand lizard)
Lineage: Eukaryota; Metazoa; Chordata; Lepidosauria; Squamata; Lacertidae
Gene: N4BP2L1
Product: NEDD4 binding protein 2 like 1
Exons: 5
Coding region: 50-739 (229 amino acids)
Source: RefSeq, a predicted model, not a curated record